UAAAUAGCCCAGCAUUGCUGACAUUGAGACAGAAUCAAAACUCUCAGAUAACAUUUACUAUUAGACAGCCACAAGUAGGAAAUCUUUGGAACUGCUAUCAUGUGCCGAGCACUAGAGCAUCUGCCAAUCACCUGUCUGGAAAGGGCAAAAGAGCUCAAGGCUCGGUUUGGAAAUUUUCUGCUAAAGCAAGAGCUUAAUAUCAUGGGCCACUCGCAAAAAACUGACAAGUUAACACUGGAGAACAGACGAAAAUGGAGCCAGUCUUUCCAUGAACUCCUGCUUCACAAAGAGGGACUGUGCGCUUUCACAGCUUUCCUGUCAUCUGAGUUCAGUGAAGAAAAUAUUGCUUUCUAUUUGGCCUGUGAGGACUACAGGAACACAAAGAACUCCUCAAAGCUGUGCUGCAAGGCCAAGAAAAUCUAUGAGGAGUUCAUCUGCUCUGACUCACCAAGAGAGGUUAAUCUUGAUCAUGAAACUAAAACCAUCACCUUGAAGAAUAUGGAGCAACCCAACCAGUCCUGCUUCACCCUCGCCCAGAGUAAAAUUUACACCCUCAUGGAGAAAGACUGCUACCCUCGUUUCCUCAAAUCAACAGUCUACCAGGAACUCAUCACACAACAUUUGGGUUAAACUACCCAUGGCCACUCUAAAGACAGCAGCAGCGGACUGCAUCCCAGAUAAACAUGGCAUUUAUGUGACGGCAUUUACGGUCAGUGAAUGAUCUGGACCAGUUUCUUGAGGUUCAGGAGGACUGAACAGACUCAAAGCCAGAUUGGAAGGCCUUGGGCAUCAGAGAAAUCCAUUCCAUGAAUACAGCAUUGGAGUACAUGGGAAGAUCAAGUUUGUAGCACUGGAUAAUAACUGUGAAAGCAGAAUCACUUUUGCACAUUUAUAUGUAAAACUAUUUGAUUUUUUGUGCGUGUUUGAGUAUUUUUGUAUUUCCUAUGAGUAUUUAUUGAAAAGUUAUAUUGAAAAAAAAGUAUUAUUUAUAUUUGAUGAACAAAUGUGGGUUAUUUAUUGAACUUUGAGUGAAAAACACUCGAAUAAAUUUUUUACAUGCAAA
Molecule: messenger RNA, 1063 nt
Organism: Megalobrama amblycephala (Wuchang bream)
Lineage: Eukaryota; Metazoa; Chordata; Actinopteri; Cypriniformes; Xenocyprididae
Gene: rgs5b
Product: regulator of G protein signaling 5b
Exons: 4
Coding region: 100-630 (176 amino acids)
Source: RefSeq, a predicted model, not a curated record